Alternaria atra is the source of this 1104-nucleotide messenger RNA. RefSeq lists its product as uncharacterized. NCBI's taxonomy places the organism in Eukaryota, Fungi, Ascomycota, Dothideomycetes, Pleosporales, Pleosporaceae. Gene Ontology annotation, molecular function: oxidoreductase activity. The transcript has a single exon. The coding region runs from base 1 to 1104 and encodes 367 amino acids. The record is from RefSeq and is a predicted model, not a curated record.
AUGUCCAUCUCCGACCUACCAACCAAGAUGUGGGCAGCGCAAGUCGUCGCAUUCAACUCACCUUAUAAAGUCCACCAAAUUCCCCUCCCAUCAGAUCUCGCACCGAAGGAUCUCCUAAUCAAAGUCGCUGUCGCAUCACUCUGCUAUACAGACUCGAUGGUCUCUUCUGGGAAAAUGGGCACACCGCUCCCCUGCACAGCCUCCCACGAAGGCGCCGGUACUGUCGUAGCCAAAGGUUCUUCCGUAAUCGACUUCGAAAUAGGCGACAGAGUCAUGGCAGGGCUACUAUACCAUGCGUGCGGGACCUGCGCUGAAUGUCAAGGCCCCUCAGCUUGUCCACAAUACUGCCAGAAGACCGGUGGCUUCCUGGGCGUGACAAACAACGGCUUCUUCGCUCAGUACGCCAAAAUCGACGCCGAGCAAGCAGCAAAGUUACCCGAUACUGUGUCUUUCGAGACUGCUGCUCCGCUCGCUUGUGCGGGCAUCACUAUCUACCGUGGCGUUGUUUUGUCUGCCGUGCAAAAGGGGGAAUGGAUAGCCAUUGUAGGCAGCGGAGGUGGUCUUGGUCAUCUCGGAGUACAGUUUGCAAAAGCAAAGGGUUUGAAAGUUAUUGGUAUUGAUGCGCGGGACGAGGGUUUGGAACUGACACGGCAGUGCGGUGCAGAUGUUACUAUCGAUGCCAGGACCAGUCACAAAGACAUCGUUAAAGCUGUACAUGCUUGCACGAACAACGAGGGCGUAAUGGCUACUCUGAAUGUUAGUGACGCAUCGACGGCAGCGGCUACGGCUUGCGCAAUCACCAAGAUGCAUGGCACUAUGGUUCAGAUCGCGCAACCAGAUAAUGUAGUCAUUCCAUAUCAAGAACUUAUAUUUCGUGAUAUUAGGGUGAGGGGGUCCGUUAUCUCUACUGUGGAUGAGGCGCGCGAUAUGUUGGAACUAGUUGCAGAGCAUGACAUUAUUGUGCAAACGAAUGCGUUCCAGGGGCUAGGUGAGAUUGAGAAGCUGGUUGGAUUGGCGCAUGGCGGAAAGAUAAAGGGAAAGGGUGUUAUUAUCAUGGACCAGGAGCAGAUUGAGAUGGAGAAAAAAAUUGGAGCAGGAUUGUAA